AUGACUCACCUUCUAAGAGCCAUUGAAGAUUUGGGAAUGAGACAUAUGGAGGGACAAGAGCAAAUACUUCAUAUUCAGUCCAAAUGGAUGGAACAACAAGAAGAGUGGCAGAAACAACAUAUGGAGCAUCACCAGGAGCAAUACUCCCAACUGACUCAAGCCAUCCACCAAGUUACUGAGAGGCAAGAACGUCAAGAUAAGCAAUUGCAAGAACUCAAUCAGCGGGAGGAGUUCAACGUAAACACUCAAGCAAGGUUGAACUACAUGUCCAGUAAUAUGCAUCAUCUACACUAUGCCAUCCCUACAUAUGAUGAGGUCCAAAAAGAUUUUGUAGAACAAGAAGAGAGGAAGGUGAAACAACAAAAGGAAACACUCAAGAAGAAGAUGGAAGAUGGAGGUUUCUGGAAGAAACUGUUUGGAAAAGGCAAAGGGAGUGGGAGUACAAGCACUCAAGAGGGACACAAGGAAGACAAGCAAGGAGGAGAGCAUGGACAACCACAAGAAUAA
Molecule: messenger RNA, 507 nt
Organism: Arachis duranensis
Lineage: Eukaryota; Viridiplantae; Streptophyta; Magnoliopsida; Fabales; Fabaceae
Exons: 2
Coding region: 1-507 (168 amino acids)
Source: RefSeq, a predicted model, not a curated record